Molecule: messenger RNA, 951 nt
Organism: Carya illinoinensis
Lineage: Eukaryota; Viridiplantae; Streptophyta; Magnoliopsida; Fagales; Juglandaceae
Exons: 1
Coding region: 1-951 (316 amino acids)
Molecular function (GO): catalytic activity
Source: RefSeq, a predicted model, not a curated record
AUGAAGAUCUUAAGUUGGAACUGCCGGGGGCUUGGGAACCCCCAAACAGUUCAAACCUUUCGCAUGUUUGUGAAGGAAAAGCUUCCCGACGUGGUCUUCCUUAUGGAGACCAAAAUUCCAUAUGCUAGAGCUCAUGGUAUUGCUAAAACUCUCAAUUUUAAUGGUUGCUAUGUAAGUGAGGCAGUUGGUAGAAGUGGAGGACUCAUUCUUUUGUGGAAGCAGAAAGAUUUGCUUGAAUUGGUAAUUUUCUCAAAACACCACUUUAAUGUAAUGGUGAAUGAUGCCUAUUUUAAUUUUAAGUGGCUUUUGACUUGCUUCUAUGGGCACCCGAAUUCAAACUUAAGAAAACAGGCCUGGAGCUUGCUUUCCUCUUUCAAGCCUGGUGAUGAGGGAUGGGGAGUGAUAGGUGAUUUUAAUGAGAUUCUUUUUAAUGAUGAGAAGGUGGGGGGAAAACCCAGAAAUGAAAAUCUCAUGUGCACGUUCAGAAACCUUUUAGAGGAGGGAAACCUGCUUGAUCUAGGGUGGAAAAGAAACAAGUUCACAUGGUGUAACUGUCACGAAGAUGAGUCUUUCACUAAGGAAAGACUUGAUAGAGCUAUAGCCAACCCAAGAUGGAGAUUAAACUACUCGAAGGUUUCAGUGGAAUCACUUCCAGCUAUCUGUUCUGAUCACAGCCCAAUACUACUAUCCUGUAGUUUUGAGUGGUGCUCAGCAUACAAAUAUCACUUCUCUUUUAAAUAUGAGGCCAAUUGGAACAAGAAAGAAGGAUGCAGUGAGAUAGUAUCUGAAGCAUGGCAAGGAAGUAACGGAGGAGAGACAGAUUUGAAUAGGAUUUUAAAGAAGCUGGAUAGAACAAGGAAGGGGCUUCAAAAAUGGAGUAGGCACGUGGUUAGGGACAGAAACAUAUCCAUAAAAGAAAAGACCCAGUUGUUAAGUGAUUUGCAAAGUUGA